Molecule: messenger RNA, 1113 nt
Organism: Ogataea angusta
Lineage: Eukaryota; Fungi; Ascomycota; Pichiomycetes; Pichiales; Pichiaceae
Exons: 2
Coding region: 1-1113 (370 amino acids)
Molecular function (GO): oxidoreductase activity, acting on the CH-OH group of donors, NAD or NADP as acceptor
Source: RefSeq, a predicted model, not a curated record
AUGUGGGAUCUUACCUCUGAAUUGAAAGCUGCUAAAGUCUUUAUGAUCUGCUACGACUGUAAUCAUAUGAACGAGGACGCCGAAGCAAGCAAGGGCGGCUACUACGGUAUGUCAAUUCUUGUCUCAGGAGCCAAUGGGUUCAUUGCAACACAUAUAGUAGACACUCUGCUCGAAGCAGGCUACCCGGUAAUUGGUACUGUUAGAUCGCUCACAAAAGCCGAGCCUCUGCACAGGGAUUUUCUCAAGAAGUACCCAAAUGCAAAGCUGAGUUUUGAAGUCGUGGAAGAUAUCACAGCUGAGGGUGCAUUUGAUGAGGUACUGCGCAAUCAUAAGGAUGUCAAGUACGUCCUUCAUACUGCUUCCCCUGCAACCCUCGAGCUCGACAAACCUUUAAAGGAGGCAUACUUGGAUCCAGCAUUGGCAGGGACUCUCAGUAUCUUGAAAUCCGUCAAAACGCAUGCUCCUCAGGUGAAAAAUGUGGUCAUCACAUCCUCGUUUGCCGCAAUUUUUGGUUUCAGCAAGGACUAUGUCACGUACACCAACAAGCACUGGAGCCCGUUAGAGUGGGAACAGGUCAACAAUGAGGUUCUUGCUUACUGUGUAUCCAAAAAGUAUGCUGAAAAAGCUGCUUGGGAGUUUGUGGAACAAGAAAAGCCAAACUUCACGUUAUCUACGGUUUGUCCACCGUACGUGUUUGGACCUCAGAUUUUUGAUUGGAUGGCUGCUAACAAAGUGAAUACUUCCAAUGAGCUGAUUACUAAAUUAUUCAAAGCUGCGCAAACCACGGACUUCGUGGAAAAGCCGAGCGGUCUCUUUGUUGACGUGAGAGAUGUGGCAAAAAUCCACAGGCUGGCACUGGAGAAGGAAGCUUCAUAUGGAACCAGGUUGUUUAUUGGCUCUCAAACCUUUACCGGCCAAACGCUUCUGAAUAUCUUAAAUAAAAACUUUCCAGAAAAAAAGCUUUCUGUUGGAGCUCCAGAGAAGGAUAAGCCAAGCAGAGUGUUCGGGUUUGACAUUGGCAACGUGCUGGAUUCUCUUGGAGGCUACGAGUUCAUUUCUCUUGAGCAGUCUGUCGUUGACACGGCAUCUCAGUAUUGGAAAAUGAAUCCUUAA